Cooperia oncophora is the source of this 246-nucleotide messenger RNA. The record is from the annotation of a GenBank genome assembly. NCBI's taxonomy places the organism in Eukaryota, Metazoa, Nematoda, Chromadorea, Rhabditida, Trichostrongylidae.
AUGCAUGAAGGCGGAGUGAAUUUCUCAGUUGGUCAACGACAGCUGGUCUGUUUGGCUAGAGCGCUAUUGCGUAAUUCACGAAUUCUUGUCAUUGACGAAGCUACUGCGAACGUCGAUCCACGUACUGAUGCGCUCAUUCAACGUACAAUACGUGAAAGCUUUUCACAUGCGACUGUGUUGACGAUUGCACACCGUUUGAACACCAUUAUGGAUUCUAGCCGAGUUCUUGUGAGUUUGAUAAUUUGA